This is a messenger RNA of Amoebophrya sp. A25, 333 nucleotides long. The record is from the annotation of a GenBank genome assembly. Lineage: Eukaryota; Dinophyceae; Syndiniales; Amoebophryaceae.
CAAUUUCUACGACGAAAAGAUGUCGUCCACGCGUACAAGAACGCGGUGGGUCAGGCUGUCCAUCGGCGAGAUCCACUACACGCAGAACUCGAUCGCCUGUGUGUUUUCGGGAUUGAACGUUAAGCUUGGUGGAAGAAAUUAAAAUAUGCAGCUCUUUUCUUGUGAGGAUUUAAAUUGUUCGUUUUUUUGGACUUGCUUCAAGUACAUAUUGGAACAAGCUGCUCUAAGAACCACAGGCCCUACUCCGAACGUGGGAUUGUGUUACUAAGGGAUCAUUUCCGAACGCUGGCCUCUCCUGACGACUGGUUCGAUAAGACCAGAGCUCAUAUUACG